AUGUCGCUGUCAACGUCAGUAUCUCAGACUGCCAAGUCACUUCGACUACUUGAAAAUACCCGAGAAGCGGCCAAGUGGAUAUUGAAAAUGUCUGUGCAAAAAUUGGACAUGGGUAUGAAGUCAAAAAGGGGAUUGGAUUUGAGGCAGGGAUUGCUAAUUGUAUCCACGGCGCAUCGUGCUCGACAUGUCUUGCAAAAUCUGGCGGCCACAGCUCCACCACCACCUUCACAGCCGUCUUCCACAGACAAAACGGACACUCGACAUGAGUCCGUGGUGGGGCACGGUUCCUCACUUGAAAUGGAUGCAGAUGGCUCAGAUGAUGGUAAACUGACCGCGGUAGUCAUGGAUUUCAAUUCGCCGGAUAUAAUUUUCCCACAAACCAUGCCACGCUGUCUUCCUGAUGACCAACCAACCAGUGGCCCGGCUCAUUCACAUGAUCCUUCCAAUGCUGGUCAGUUGGAUUACAGCAUGUGUAUCGUGAGGUGGAUGCUACAAGUCAUGAUUCUACCUUUGUGUCUGGGAAAUAACAUUCAACGAUGCUGCAUGGAGUGGUUGGAGCCAUGCAAGUGUCCAGCAUUAUACAUCACCCCGGACAUGAGACGCUGCGGCUCUGAGGUGAUGCUCACAGAACUCAAUAUGCCCAUUAAAAGGUUCAAGGCAGCGAGAGACGUCAUUCUAAUGGCCGACUACUACUCCGUAAUAUUUCUGGCAAGUAGUCGGAAAUCCGGGAGCAUAGCAGGCGUCCGCUACCGCCUGUUAUACGCCAGGAUUAAUGUUCCUCGUGAUCAGUUUGUUGGAAUGCUGGAAGAAUCAGAGGAAAAUGGGAGCGUUAUUGCCGUGAGUUAUUUACUUUGCAAAUUAGGCAAACCACGUGCUCAAGCAGCACCAGUCACGUGGUUUCUCUCCAACCUGGACUACAACGCAAACACAAUUAUCGACGAACUGACGCCCUACAAGCUUGUGCAUGAUUCGUGCAAUUCCAACGCUCUGACGCGCCUCACCGCAUUCAUGGUGCCUCAGACGGAAUAUCGUGAGCAGCCAGUCGAGAUUGGUGAGCUCAAGGCCAAUCUGAGACGGGAGGACGUGGAAAAACUGUUUCCUGGUGAACCAGUCGCCGCCUCCAGCUACAUUCUGCGGCAUGUCCAGUCUGAGUACGACGGCAAAAGCAGCAAAGCCAGGGGACUCACAGUGGAGUGGAUUGCUCCGCUGGAAACGAAUGGAGUCGACAUCAUUGACGCCAACACAGGUGGUUACACCAUCAACAACCGCUUUCGCGAUUGGCUUCAGUCGAAUGAAGGAAAUUCAUAG
Messenger RNA from Mesocestoides corti, 1308 nucleotides. The record is from the annotation of a GenBank genome assembly. NCBI's taxonomy places the organism in Eukaryota, Metazoa, Platyhelminthes, Cestoda, Cyclophyllidea, Mesocestoididae.